AUUAAUGAAAUCUUCUUUAUUAGUGUUGAGUGGACGUUCAUUUCUUUCCAUUUAUGAAACAUUAUAAUAAAAAUGGAAAGGAAUAGAGAAAAAUUAAGAAAUGCAAUUCUGAGUAACAAUGAUAGAGAAGUCUUUGACCUUUUACGUAAUAAUUUAGAUCCUAAUUUUGAAGGUGGAUGGCCCAUUCGAUUAGCUGCUCGGCUUGGAUUUUAUUCUUUAGUUAAAUCAUUUGUAAGAUAUGGCGCCAAUCCACAUCUACUUAGUGAAUCUGGUGCCUCAACUUUACAACUUGCGGUAUAUUCUGCUAAGCAUUGGGAUAUGGAUAAAUGGAACUUUUUAUUAUCAUGUUGCGACUCAUCCCAGUUAGCUGAUGGAGCCGCAGUUGCGAUUAUUUUUGGUAAUAUCGAAGCUUUAAGAAAGAUAAUUGGAACAGGUCGAUGCAAUACAAACAUACCAACAACUUUAACAGGAAAAACACUGGAAGAUCUAGGAAAAGGUUACAAAUUACAGUAUUUACUCGAUACAACAACAAGGCAUCACACACUGCAAGUACCAGCGACACCAUCUCCAAGAAUGUCUAGACAACACAGAUCGGAUCUGCGACGAACGCCCGUGACGCAUCACCGGAAUUUAUCGCCGUCUGUUGCAAGUUUUUUUAACCUUGCAGCAGCGCAAACUUCUCUAACACCUCCGCGUUCCCCCCUGGGACCUAUGUUCUCACCAACGGCACAAUAGUUAUUGUGGACAUUUAUUCACUUACACAUUUUAAGAGUUCCUGAAUUAUUAAAAUAUAGUUAUAAAAUUUGACGACUUCAAUGAAAGAUUAAUUUAAUUUAAAGUUUAUUUUGUCAAUCGAUUAAAUAAUUGUUAUUUUAUUAGGUUUGUAAAUAUUAUGGACAUUAUUUUAAUUUUUAACAUUGGAAAGUGUAUCAGUAAUGAAUACUAUAGAUAGGGAGGCGAAGAGGGGAAUUUUCUGUAAUACUCGA
Messenger RNA from Colias croceus (clouded yellow), 986 nucleotides. RefSeq lists its product as uncharacterized. The transcript has 4 exons. NCBI's taxonomy places the organism in Eukaryota, Metazoa, Arthropoda, Insecta, Lepidoptera, Pieridae. The record is from RefSeq and is a predicted model, not a curated record. The coding region runs from base 73 to 735 and encodes 220 amino acids.